GGUUUGGGUUUUCCAAACCUUGAACGUUAUAAAUAUAUGUUUGUUUAACCACGAAAUAGUAUAAUUUUGCUGGAUAUUAAUCAAAACAGUUGAUUUUUGAAAUCAGACACUUUUUAAAACAUUUUGUACAAUAUUUUUUAGUAAAGGAUAUUUUAACUUAUAUAAAGAGAGUGAAUGCUCACUUUCGUUUUUGGAGCACGUUAGUUUCCUACAACGACUUUCGUACACUAUUACAUAAGGAUUUACAUCCAUCGCUGAGUAUCACCUUUAAAAGGAUUAAUUAACAGGAGUUACAUGUCAUAAAAUGAGACUAUAGAUUGGCAGGCAUAAAGUUGUUUACAAUGAGUGGGCGUGACAAUCCAGCGAGAACGGACUCGGGCCGGGAGAACAAUGGUCCGCUUGAUCAGCAAGUGUUGCAGUGUCUUAUAUUAAUGAAUAAAGAACAGAAUAAUCACAAGGAACUAUUGCAAAAACUUAUAUUAGAAAUGAGAGAGUUCCGAGAGAACGUAUACGGAGAUUUAGGGAAGCUGCAGGAAUCUGUCGAAUCUAUAAAUAGAAAAGUGUCGUCUGGUAGAAAAUGUGUAUGUGGUGGGGAUAUGGGAGGAGCCGCACAGCAGACUGCGGGUACCAAGCACAAAACUAAGUCAAGACGGCCAGUCCGACCUUCUCCUGAAAAUUCUGACGAUAACACAGAUCCGAACUUGAACCGUCAUAGCAGACGAGGAAAGCCAGUCGAUAAACGAGGGCUAGAUAUCUAUGUCGGAAGCAAUCCAUCAGAAUCACCGGUUCAAAUCAACUCAGACCCUCCAAGAAAUGUUCUCAAGCCAAUAGCAACUAGCAGCAAACCACCGGUCACUGGUAAAACGGAUCUUUACAAUAUGACGAAGGCACCACUGCCUAGCAAGGAACUCAUAAAGAGCCAGCCGCAGGAGACAGACUUUAUCAACCUAAUGAAGAAUCUUAAGGUAGAGGUAAACCCAGCAACCAUAGCCGCCGUCUCUUCUGCUGCUCAUUUGAGGGAUAACAGCCUUGAUUCCCGGCCUCCAGCUCUUCACACAGUGCUUAUCAUUGAUACCUCAGAGAGCAUGCGCGGAGAGCCAUUUCAAAUGGCUAAAACAUUCGUCAAUAAGGUCAUAGAUGGGAUAGAUACGUCAGCAGGAGAAAUUGGGUUGGAGGAAUAUCUCGCUGUUAUCGCAUGCGGAGAAUCUACAGGCAUUAUGCAGCCGUUUACCAAUGAUUUCCUCCAGAUCAGGAAUACAGUAGAUCGUCUUCAGGUUGGAGGUAGAACUCCACUUAUGACGUCAUUGACCCUUGCCUUAUGCUAUCUAGAACUUCAAAGUGAAUGUGUGAAGGUGGCGGAUCACGUGGUCAUGCCAAGAGUUGUUAUUGUGUCCGACUUUGAUGCUACGAUUGACACACAAUUUAAAGGCAGAGACGGUGAUAACAGUGAGGACAGGAUAAAGGUUCAGCGAGAACUGUUCAAUUUAGGAAUAACGUUCAAGUCUCGAGGGUACGGUGUGAUGUGCGUGCCAGUCGGAGAAAGCAAUGGACCGGUGGCAGAAGGGUUUGUAGCCAAAACUAACGGUGAUCUGGUUUCACCUAAAUCAGUGCAGAGCGUGGGAAACUACUAUAGAUAUCAGAUGGCGAUCGGACGUGCAUUUGUAGAUUUCGAUGCGGGUGUGGAAAAUAAUCAAGAGCCGGAUGUUUAUGAACUUGUGCAGAGUACCAUGCCGCAUGCUGGACUAGACAGGAAACACCAGGCAGAUGUAUUUGCUUUGCUGGAGAAGAUUUUACAGAAGGAAGACGAUAUAGCCGACACUGAGGAUGAAGAGUUUAUUGCUGCCGGGGUCACAUAUAAAGGUAAAAAUACAAAGAACUUUGUCAAAGAUAAAGAUGAUCCUCCAGAUCUUCCAGAAUGGAUCCCAACGAGAAACGUUGACAAUAUUGGGUUUGAGGAGCAAAGUGGCUUGCCGCCGAUUGGUUCCCGUGUGAAAAGAGCCGAACACUGGAAAUGGGGGGACCAGGAUAAUAACGGGCCAGGAACCGUCGUCGGACACAAACAGAAAGGUGUCGCUUACAUUCUAUGGGACAAUGGUCUGAUCGGCGCCUACAGGCAUGGCCACAAAGGGGAGUAUGAUGUAAGGAAGGCACAGGAACCUAGACACGUGACACCUGGGGAUAUUGAGGUUGGAUGUUGCGUCAUUAGAGGCACAGACUGGGAGCGUGGGGAUGAGGACGGAGGCCAUGGGACUGUUGGGGUCGUAGUUCGCAAGUUGAGAGAUAGAUACGUCCAGGUCCGUUGGCCUUCUCGAGUGAUUGAAACAUAUCGGUUUGGUGCCGCAAAUAAAUGGGACCUUGAGGUAACAUUAGAUGUGCCUCACGCUGAAACCCCAACGAGUGAGACCCAUGGAUCCCACACCCAUACCCCAGACCCUACUGCAGGAAAUUCUGGAGGAGGUGCAGGAGGUGCAGGAAGUGCAGGAGAUUUAAAGCCGUGGUGGUCUUGGAAGGACAAGCAUAACCAGUGGAGACCGUUCUCUGAAGGUAGUGUUGAAAAGAUAGAAAAUAAAUUCGGGAGUGGUCUGCUGCAGCAUUGCCUUGUCGAUUAUGACGGCAAACCUGUAAAAAUAUACUUGUCGGAGAACGAGUGCGUUGUAGCUGGAGAAAGAUAUCCCGUCAAGAGAGAAAUGCUGAAAGCAGAGGAAAUUGAAAGUAUGAAAAUGCUGGAGGCCUAUCUACAGCCUAUAAAUUAAGAUUAGACAGACUAAAAAUAACAAGGAAGCCUGUAUGCGGACAUAAAUAAUGCGCCGAAUCAGAUACAGACACCAUAUUGAUCAAAUAGAUUGUCUUUCUAGUUCAACUGUUUCAAAGAAUAGAUAGGGCUAUUGGACUCAUCCGUGCAUUAGCGUCGGCGUCCCGAUUUGGUUAAGUUUUUGCACGUGAGCAGGUA
This is a messenger RNA of Mercenaria mercenaria, 2950 nucleotides long. RefSeq lists its product as uncharacterized. Gene Ontology annotation, molecular function: metal ion binding; ubiquitin-protein transferase activity. The transcript has 23 exons. NCBI's taxonomy places the organism in Eukaryota, Metazoa, Mollusca, Bivalvia, Venerida, Veneridae. Gene Ontology annotation, biological process: protein ubiquitination. The record is from RefSeq and is a predicted model, not a curated record. The coding region runs from base 342 to 2753 and encodes 803 amino acids.